Mycetomoellerius zeteki is the source of this 1099-nucleotide messenger RNA. RefSeq names its product UPF0565 protein C2orf69 homolog. The record is from RefSeq and is a predicted model, not a curated record. Bases 118 to 984 code for a protein of 288 amino acids. Lineage: Eukaryota; Metazoa; Arthropoda; Insecta; Hymenoptera; Formicidae. The transcript has 6 exons. Gene Ontology annotation, cellular component: mitochondrion.
AUCACAUCUGUCACUUUGAACACAAAAAGGGCAGGAAAACGCAAACCAAAACAAAUAGACCAAAUAGACCUCGUAGCUCCGUAGUUACGACGCAAUUUCGUAUGUAAAUAGAGACCGAUGGGCUCGAAAAUUUGGAUAUGGAAAAACAUACCGGGCAUUCCAGGUCGAUGCAACGAUGUAGUUUAUACACGGUCGAAACUGCAGUCAACGCACGAUCUUCUUAUAUUUUUUGGCGGCGACCUCCAAGAUAUUCAAAAAAACAUGGAAAAGCAUUCGGAUAGCAAGAAAUAUACAAAAUGGAGCUUAGAGAACACAGCAACUAUACUAUCUGAACAGUUUCCUGGAAGCCAUGUAUUUGUUAUUCGUCCAUCAAGGAUGACAAUAACUAAACACGCAGUAUUCAGUUGUUUCGAUAAUUUCAUAUCAGGAGAUACAUAUGGCACACCUACAUUUUGUCCAAUGUACAAUGCUUUAAGGCAUUUAAAAGAUCUUCUUACUUGUUGCUUAGAACAUGUUAAAACAUUAAAAAUUGGAGAAGAUACUGGUAUCUAUAAUAUCGAAGCUACAAACUUAAGUCUAAUGGGCUUCAGUAAGGGAUGUGCAGUUUUGAAUCAGUUUCUUUAUGAAUUUCAUCAUUACAAUAAUGAUUCAAAUAACGAUCCCAAUAUAAAUAAUUUUAUCAAACUUAUCAAAGAUAUGUGGUGGUUAGAUGGUGGACACAAUGGUCCCAAAAAUACAUGGAUUACAAAUGAAGAUAUACUUCGUUCCUUUGCCAAAUUAAGAAUAAAUACUCACAUACAUGUCACGCCGUAUCAAAUGCAAGAUAAACACCGACCAUGGAUUCAAAUGGAAGAAAAGAGCUUCAAUGAUACCUUACAAAGGAUGGGAGUAUCUGUACAACAAACUUUACAUUUUGGUGAUAAAGCGCGAAGCCUCUCAUCGCAUUUCAAUGUUCUUACAGAUAUCAGAAGUAACAUGCAGUAAAACUAUCGUAUUCUUCUCUAAAUUUUCGUAUUGUUCUCUAAAUAAUCAAGCAUUUGUCUAUGAAUCAUAAAAUAGAUCGCAAUUUCUUUACAUCAUCAGGAUCAAAAUGAAGUAU